Cicer arietinum (chickpea) is the source of this 1003-nucleotide messenger RNA. Its product is annotated as NDR1/HIN1-like protein 13. Gene Ontology annotation, biological process: defense response to other organism. Lineage: Eukaryota; Viridiplantae; Streptophyta; Magnoliopsida; Fabales; Fabaceae. The record is from RefSeq and is a predicted model, not a curated record. Gene Ontology annotation, cellular component: plasma membrane.
CAUUCCCCAUGCAAACUACGCCCCUCUCUUCAUUUGUAAUAUCAUCCCUUCAAUAUUCCAAAACCACCUUUUCUUCCUAGUCUCCUCCCCACCCCGCCGCUCCCCAUACACCCAUGGAGGAGCGGGCCUCAUUGCCGCCACCACCUCCUCCACAAGGUUAUUCCGACAACGAUGACAAUUCAAAACCUAAAUUACCUGAUAUUGGUCCCGGCACAUAUGUUGUCCAAGUUCCUAAGGACCAAAUCUACCGCGUUCCACCACCGGAAAAUGCUCGUAUUGCGGAGCUUCAUCGAAGUUCUCCGGCUAAGGAGACAAAUCGGUCACAUUGUUGGUGUUUUGUGUUCAUCAUAAUCUUCCUCGUUGUUGUGAUUAUUAUUGGAGGCCUUCUAGGUGGCCUUUUCUCCAUUGUACUUACACCAAAGGACCCAAGAUUUUCAAUCCAACACUUUCUCUUACAUAGCAAGCCCCAUCCACAAUACAAAAUUACUUUAGAAGUCCACAAUCCAAAUUCAAAUGUGGGAAUUUUGUAUAAAGAAGGAGGAGACGUAUCCCUUUCUUUAAAACGACAAAAAAUUGCUUCAAGUGCCUAUCCAACUUUCUCUCAAGACCGUCAUAAUUCAACGGAAUUUGAGAUAACAUUAAAAAGUUCAACAUCUAAAUUGCCUAAGGAGGUGGAAGAAAGCAUGACAAAUGAUAAAAAAAGAGUGCAUGUUACAUUUUCCUUAUCAAUUCAUGUCCAAGCAAAAAUGAAAUUGGGCUUGUUGCAUAGUGGGUCAAUGAAAUACGAUGUUUCGUGCCAAGUAAAGGUGGAUACAUUGGCACAAAGCACUCAUGUAGUUUCUCAACAAUGUCAAACUAAACGACAUUAGUUGUUGUAGCAAUUGUAGCUUCCUCGUCAUCUCGACAUUUUGAGAUUCAGGUGUUGUAAAUUUUUUAUUUUUUUCUUCUCUUUGAUAAUAAUUUGAUUAAUCUUUACAUAAGAUAUUUUUAGUGAUCGUAAAAA